This is a messenger RNA of Spodoptera littoralis (African cotton leafworm), 2946 nucleotides long. The record is from the annotation of a GenBank genome assembly. Lineage: Eukaryota; Metazoa; Arthropoda; Insecta; Lepidoptera; Noctuidae.
AUGCACUGCCCCGAAGCAGCGCUGGUAUCAGCGAGGGUGCUCGCAGCUGAAGGUGCUCCAGCAACCCGCUCCGCAUCAGGAGUUGAAAGAAGACCAUCAGCCCCCAGGCCUCCGCUCUGCAAGAGAGGCUCGGGAUCCUUGCUGUCUGGAUCUCCGCCUACUUCUAGGCACUUGUGGAUCCGCAUAGCACUAUUCGAGCGUCAACUAGCUAAGAUCAUCGAGCAUCUGGUCAACAACGCUAACCGAUACUACGAAAGGGACGCUCUAGUAGCCGACCCAGACUUCGGGAGUAUUCUGAGUUCCUUGCUAGUUGGACCUUGUGCCCUGGAGUACUCCAAGGCUAAAGCACCAGCUUGCUUCUGGACAGAUCCGCCUGCAGACGAGCUUGUUCAAAGACACAGAAUGUCAGCGGGUACCACAACGCCACCCUCUGUUCGCAGACCGAUCCUCAAUUUCAAGAGGAGCUUAAACGCCUCAUCUGAUGACGGCAGCUCCAGCAACACGGGUACAGGCAAGACAGCGGGAUCGAGUGCCAAAGAUUACGUUGAAAGUUUACACCAGAACUCCACAGCAACGCUCUUGUACGGGAAAAACAAUGUCAGAGUUCAGCCGAAAGAUGUCGAGGAGCCCAUGCCUGGGUAUUUGAGUCUCCAUCAAACUGCGGCGGGUCUAGUAAUAAAAUGGACCCCCAAUCAGCUCAUGAACGGAUACGCAGAAAGUGAAGGAAUUGAUAAAAGGAGGACAUUUGCUCUCUUUUCUGAGCAACCUAGAAACCGGAUUGCUCCCACAUGGACAAUUAGACCCACCUCUCUGGUCGCAGAGGGGUACAGGAAAGCAAUGCGACAUUCGCUGCUAGAACGUGCAGUGCAAUCACCCCCUCGUACACCGCGUCGUCCUUUAGCUUCAACGUCCACUACAUCAUCUGACUCCUCAACCAUGUCGGUUGACUGCCCACCAUCAGCCGGACUUAAUGGGCAUCCUCCAUUGACGCCCAUACCACAUCAACCAGUUGAACAGGCUGCUUCCAUCGAGUUAGUGUGCAGUACAAUGCGUCGUCAGAUUAUUUCUCGAGCAUUUUACGGCUGGCUUGCUUACUGCCGCCAUUUGUCUACAGUUAGGACACAUCUUAGUGGUCUCGUGCAUCCAAUCAUCGUUCCUCGAGAAAACGCAGAAGGUGGUCUCACAGAUGAGCGAUGGCUAGCAAUGAGUGAUGAGUCUGGAGCAAUACACGACAAGGAUGAAGUGUACCGGCUGGUGUACUACGGAGGAGUGCAGCAUGACAUCCGGCGACAUGUGUGGCCUUAUUUACUCGGAUAUUACGAAUUUGGUUCUACGGCAGAGGAACGAGCUGAACAAGAUGCGGCGUGUCGUCGCCAAUAUGAGACGACGAUGUCGGAGUGGUUGUGCGUGGAGGCUAUUGUGCGACAACGGGACCGUGAGGCCACGGCCGCGUCCAUCGCCAGACUGACUGAAGCAUCCGGCAAACUGAAGCCUACUGACAAUAAUGAUACCAGCGAGGUAUUCGAAGACGACUGCAGCGUAAUCUCAGACAACCCACCAAUCGUUUCACCAGAACCAAGUGAGAACGAACAAAGACGACCGGACAAGCCCGUAUUAUCUCGAGCACCCAGCAUAGACGAGGUAGACAACAUUGAAAUGGACUCGGAAAGAGAUAAAGAAACAAAACAGAACGGAGAGACUGAGAAUGGUGAUAAUAGGGAUGUAGAUGUAGACAGUCUAAAAGACUUAGAUGAGAAUGAAGAUGUCCAUUUGAAAAGUGUUGUCGACAACCCUGAUAUGAGGAGGGAAAGUAUAGCUGAAAUCAAGAGGCUGGCUGAAGAGAUCGUUCAGAAGGGCGACGGUCGAGGGCUUCUUUGUAGCGUGGACAGUGCUCAUGUGAAUGGAACUGGAAGUGAUUUCAGGUCGUCUAUAGAUGAAAGUGGGCCAAGUCCUCAUCAGCAACAUACAAGUGUUAUCAUUACUAAUCCUUCAGUUGAUCUCGCGGCUGGAGGGUCUCCUGUUUCUGGUGGAACUACUGCACAAGUAAGUCCAGCUCGUAGUCCCCUCGGAGUAGUUCGCGAGGAGUCGCAGUCAGCUGGAGCUAGCUUCGAUACUCUGGAGCCGGCGGAUAGGAACGCACAAGAUAACCGAUCAAAUUGUGUCUCACCGGCGAGUUCUAAUGGGGGAGUUUAUUCUAACGAAUUGGUUGAAUCCUUCGCUCUUAACCUGCAUCGCAUAGAGAAAGAUGUUCAGAGAUGUGACAGGAAUUACCCAUUCUUCACUGACGAGAAUUUAGAUAAACUACGGAAUAUUAUGUGCACCUACGUAUGGGAGCACCUGGAGACAGGCUACAUGCAGGGUAUGUGCGACCUGGCGGCGCCGCUACUCGUCAUGAUGCGCGAGGAGGCGCACGCGCAUGCUCUCUUCAACAGUCUCAUGCGACGCGCUACUGACAACUUCCCGUCUGGACAGGCCAUGGAUGCGCACUUUGCUGAUAUGAGGUCUCUUAUCCAGAUUUUGGAUUGCGAGCUGUACGAGUUGAUGCACGCGCACGGCGACUACACGCACUUCUACUUCUGUUACCGCUGGUUCUUGCUCGACUUCAAGAGGGAACUGCUUUACCAGGACGUGUUUGCGGCAUGGGAAUUAAUUUGGGCAGCUCGUCACGUGGCAUCGGAGCACAUGGUGCUGUUCAUAGCGCUCGCGCUGUUAGAGACCUACCGUGACGUCAUCCUCGCCAAUACUAUGGACUUCACUGAUAUCAUCAAGUUUUUCAAUGAAAUGGCUGAACGACACGACGCGUCAGCAGUGUUAUCCCUAGCAAGGGACCUUGUUCUACAAGUUCAGACUCUAAUAGAGAACAAAUAAGUAUCACUUUAGAAAGGUUUCACUUAUAUAGACCUUGCAAGACUGGAAAUUCAAGUUAAUGACAAACUAGGGUCACUG